Molecule: messenger RNA, 651 nt
Organism: Fusarium graminearum PH-1
Lineage: Eukaryota; Fungi; Ascomycota; Sordariomycetes; Hypocreales; Nectriaceae
Exons: 2
Coding region: 1-651 (216 amino acids)
Source: RefSeq, a predicted model, not a curated record
AUGUUCCACUGGGCCAGUAAGCGAGUCAAAACCGGAGUCAAAGAUGUGACUCGUGAUAUUGAGACACUACUCAGCAGUAUCAAGUCCAACGCCGAAAUGAUUCUUGAGAAUGAAAAAACCCAACUUCACACUUCAACUUCCAACCUGAUGAUCUCAAACAAGGUCCUUGAUAUUUGUUCUGACAUUCAAAAGUCUCACCGUGCUGAGGAAGCUACGGCAAACGAGUUUACUACUCAGAUUGAAACGUUGAUCAAUGCCAGUAACGAGGCCUGCCGGAAAACGAAGGAUUCCGGCCAAGUUUUUGAGAAGGCAUACAAAACACUUGGUGCGCAGCUCCCGGUACUCCGGACGGCUUUCGGGCGGAAGCGAAUACUUCCCGACGCAGCGUCUGCCAUUGAAGAGGGUAGGUCGCAUGCGGAAAUUGAAGUCAAAAGGAUGGUUACUGAAGUUAAGACGAUUGCGAAGCGAAUUAAAGAGGCGGAGGAGCUAAGGUCUGAAGCCGAAACAGAGCUGGACCGCAUAUUGCUCGUCAACACUUUCGCUCAGAUCAAUGGACAAGGUGUGAAGGCAUUGAAGGAGAAGCACCCAGGCCUCCUGAAGGACUUGGGAGAUUUGACUAAGAAGUUCGUGGAGCACAGCUCAACUUCUUGA